AGGCAACAGGGAGGGGCCUCUCUCUCUGAUUGGGCUACUACUCACUUACAGUAAAUGACAUGAUAUGAUACGUAUUAGCCUCCCUCCCUUUGUAUUCUCAAACGCAGUAAAUGCUACUUAAGCAAAGUAGUAAAUGGAUCCCCAUGGAUGUCAUGACCACAUGGGCCUCCACUGUCACUUCCACCCCAGUGAUUCCUUUCUCUCAACUCAACAAACACCUUAUUAUUCAGUUAACUUACUUUCUUGCUUUACUGACUCAACAUAAUUCUGACUGAAAGGCUCUUCCUGCGUUACUUGUGUGUGGCGUUUGCUUGAGUUGGGGUUGCUGACAAGCACAGUGUUUUUUCGGUUUUUUCUGUACUUAUGUUAUCUGCAGAAUGCGAUGAGUCGUUUCGUGCUUGCAUCGUCAAUUCAAGGGGUGUAUCGAAGUACCGGAUUAAACGUAUGCCAGUGGGAAGAUGAGCUUGAUAGCCAAAGGGUUGCAGGACGAGAUUGCACAUCUCAUUCUACGUCCGACGUGAUGGUUGUUUUUGUUAUUUGUGUUUUAUUAUUUGUUUCGUUCAUUUGUUUCUUCUUUUUUCUCAUUCCGUCUUGGGGUCUCCGCCCGGGUGCGCUGGGUGACUGUGAUGGAGACCAACGGGGUGGUUAUUGUUGUUGUUGGUGGUUGUGUUUAUUGCUGCAUAGAUUGAUAAAAGUGCGCUGUUUGACUUAGGCAUAUUAUUAGCUAAACUCCAGAUCAAUGGGGGGGGGGGAGCUACUAAACUCGCUCGCUCUUUGACUGCGGGGGAGAGAGGGACGCUGACAUCACACAUCACUCCACAUAUUGGUGCAGGGCCAUAAUUGCGCAACUCUACGACGACACUCAAGUGAAGAAACCGAGGGUGGUGGCUAAAACCCCACUGAGGGGGGGGGGGACCCAUAACUACCGAGGUUGGAAUAUCUCUCUCUCUCUCUCUCUAUAUAUAUAUAAUUUAUCGAAGCUGAUGUGUUUCACCAUUAUCUGGAGUGGAGGAGCCGACGGAAGGCAAAAGCCAGAUUGCGCUUCGCACCAGAAUUCCAGCUUCGUAUCCGAGCUUGCAUUACAUAUCAGAUCUCCCGCGCCGGUAGGGUCGGAGUGGUAUCAGCUUGGAGGAUCCUAGGCUUCCUGGGCUAGACUUCAUAGUUGUUGUUGUUGGUUUCGACCGUGUCGGCGUUUCACAGUGAAACGUUCUGUGUCGACGAGGCUUGUUUGAAGGUGCAGUUCAGACACUUUAAGUAACAGUUACAACGUUGGUUGCUGAGAGCUUGUUUUCGAGAGCAAUCGUUGCUUGUUUGAGAGGGGCAGAGUUUGUGUGUGUGUGUGAGAGACUGAAAUUCUGUGGCAUGGUAGUAUGCUAACGUUCCACUCGUUCACUGGAUACGUCGCUGCCAUGUACAUUGACGGGAGGUGGAAAACGAGCAUAGGCAGAGAGCUUGAUUUGGGAUUGUAGUGAUCGUCCUAGUGGGCAGGUUCCAGUUGAUGUGUAUGUGAUGCCUAUGCGUUCCGUUUGUGAGCGGAGUCUGGGUGCCCUCGGGGAGGAUUGUUUAAGUGAGGUGGAGCACCCGUGCGUCGUAGCAAAAAAUCUGGGGAAAGCGAGGACGUGAUGCCGACUCCAUGCGCGUUCGUGCACGUUCUUCAGAACCUGUUGAGGGGAAAAACUAAGCCGUUGUAGGGAUCACAACUUGUAAGGCUGCGUGGAGACAGUGGGUGUACUGCGCCAAAGCCCGUCCUGUCAAACUACAGCAACAUUCUUUAGGGGGAGUGACAAUUUACUCUUUCCAAAUCUCUCAUUCCAUAACCAAACAUACAUCAAUUAAUCUAGUCCGAACCUGUGAUCCUAAGCCAUCGCAAAGUACUCCGCAGUUUGCAUGCAUACUGUGAGGCUCUGAUCGGGGAGAGAGCAAGUCAAUAUGUUGGAAAGAUCAUGGUGCGAAGCGGAAUCGAGUUUGACGACGGAAAUCGACCCAGCAUUUGUUGCCGCAGUCCCCAACGGUGACGCGCAUUCCAGCGGGCAACUCAACGGCACAUCGCGGCGCUGCGUGACUCCCAAAGUGACACCGGGGCUUAAUGAAAGCGUUCAACUGGUGCCAGAAUACUGGGACCAAACAGUGCCGGUGUGGCCGUGUGGGGAUGCAGAGGCCUCGUCCAAGAGAAAGGCGAAGAGGAACGAUGGACAUGGUAGAAUCCCCCGAAGUCGUCUUCAUGGCCAUGGUGGAACACCUCCCGAGUACAACUCCCUGAAAAAUUGUUUCUGUAACAGGGCACUGGGGUUGGAUCACGAGGGAAACGAUCCCGUUUACCCCAGAGGCACAGCAAGGAUCGAGGGAGGUGAUCGGGAGGAAUGCAAUGACGAAGGCGGGAGGCGGCGGGCUGAUCCCGUGGCGGCAGCCCAAACUUCCUGCUCCGAGGGAGUUUUGACAUCUUGGUGCUCAAGUGGUCAACGCCAAGAUCCCUUAGGCGACGGGAUGUAAGAGACAAGUAUUCUGUGCGGGGCUUACACGUGACGUUUGGAGGAACCAGUGCCUGCGAUCAUUCCACGGGCAAUUCACAUGGCGGCGUGCACUUACCAAUUUUCCAAGUUUGGGAGUGACAUCUGAGGUCAGUUCCGGAACCGGCGUAAUCCAUUGGGUUUCACCGCGGCGAUGCGCAAUACAAGCUUCUCGUCAAGGUGUGCUAGUAAUGGCAACGGCAUGUGAACGGGUGAACAGAUCAAUCGCCGCACGGGUACUUAUUCACAACCACACGUAAUGCAAUGAGUUUCUUAUUGCAGGAAGCCUCGAAAAUUUAUCCAUCGGACAGCUCUGAGUGGUUUUGCAAUGCAACAAUAUGCUACAUGCUCCUCGGCCAGUUCCUCAGCACCUUACAAACUUCAAAAAAUUAAACAGGAUUUAACUUCGUUGCAACUGACGGCAAUCAGUUGACGUUAAUUUGCGUAUGGGCACAAGUUCAUAAAACUCCAACACUAGGAGCAAAGCAAAUAGAUUAGAACACCGAUGUAGACAAUGGACAUGGACAUUCUACAAGCUAAUGGAUUGAGUUCAGAAUGCGGUGCCCUUCUCCCAUGUGGAAUUAUCGAAUGGCUACUUUUGCAAGGUUCUGUAGACUCAUCUGAGCUGCCUCCGUUUUUUGUAAAAGGACCGAAGAGGUUGCCUGAUUGUUGAACCACCCCACCAUUUGAUAAUCAGUCGACUGCUUUCCACCGUUCCUUCGAUGUCUGAGCUUCAUUGAAAUACGCGUGCGUGCCUGGUACUUAGGUCUUCAAACCGUUCUAAAAGUAUGUUUGCAUCUUCCGUGUUGGAGGAUUAAUG
Molecule: messenger RNA, 3327 nt
Organism: Physcomitrium patens
Lineage: Eukaryota; Viridiplantae; Streptophyta; Bryopsida; Funariales; Funariaceae
Source: RefSeq, a predicted model, not a curated record